AAGGUGGGUGGAGCCAGAAUGAACAAAUUCCUUGUCCAGAUUCUCAGCACUGCAGAUGUGAGGGUGAACAUGUCCUGGAUAUGACUGGCGGCAAGCCUUUCCUCCGUCUCCUCACAGGAUGGACCUGACAGCUUAUGCUGAGCUGUUGAAAGAAUCUGGCAACCAGGUUCUUAAGAAUGGGAACUUCUCUUUGGCCAUCAGAAAGUAUGAUGAAGCCAUCCAGAUUCUCCUGCAGUUAUACCAGUGGGGGGUUCCCCCGAGGGACUUGGCUGUGCUGCUGUGCAACAAAUCCAAUGCGUUUUACAGCCUUGGGAAGUGGAAUGAGGCAUUUGUUGCUGCCAAAGAAUGUCUCCAGUGGGACCCAACUUAUGUGAAGGGAUACUACCGAGCUGGUUAUUCCUUGCUGAGGUUGCUUCAGCCUUAUGAAGCUGCUCGCAUGUUCUUUGAGGGUCUGCGACUUCUGCAGAACAGUCAGGAUCAGACACAGGUUGCUGAUUUUCUUGUUGGAGUCUUCACCACUAUUAGUGGUGACUCCAUUGUUUUGCAAAGUUUCUUGCCCUGCUUUGAUCAUAUUUUCACAAAUGGAUUCUCAACAGAAGUGUGGCAAUCUGUAAUAGAAAAGUUGGCAAAGAAAGGAUUAUGGCAUUCAUUUCUACUUCUGUCAGCAAAAAAAGACCGACUACCAAGAAAUAUCCAUGUCCCAGAGUUAUCACUGAGAAGUCUCUUUGAGAAAUAUGUCUUCAUUGGACUUUAUGAAAAAAUGGAACAUGUUCCUAAGUUAGUCCAGUGGCUCAUCUCCAUUGGUGCAAGUAUCGAGACUAUAGGACCAUACCCUCUUCAUGCCCUCAUGAGACUUUGUAUUCAAGCGAGGGAAAACCAUCUUUUCAAGUGGUUAAUGGACCACAAGCCUGAGUGGAAAGGUCGCAUCAACCAGAAGGAUGAAGAUGGCUGCACUGUCCUACAUAUUGUUGCUGCCCACUCCCCAGGAUACCUCAUUAAGCGACAAACAGAGGAUGUGCAGAUGCUCCUGCGUUUUGGAGCAGAUCCCACUUUGCUGGAUCGACAGUCUCGGUCUGCUGUGGAUGUCCUGAAGAGGAAUAAGAACUUCAAAGCUAUUGAAAAAAUCAACAGUCACUUGGAAAAGCUGGCUACGUGUUCUAAGGACUUAACAGAAAUUCCUCCUGACCUAGUCUGUGACAUUAAUCGAGACUGUGCCAACACCUUCAUUAAGUUCUUACUGGAAAAACAGAAAUGGCCUGAAGUGCUUCUGUUACUGACCCGCAAAGUAAGUGGGGAGCCACCACUUGGAGACUGCCUCAUCCAAGAUUGCAGCUUCUCAGACCUAGACAUCUGUACCAUCAUCCCUCACCUCAGUGCCUGGGACCAGCGGAAGACUCAGCUCCUGGGAUGCCUGAUAGACUGUGGAGCCUUGCCUGAGGGUCUCCAGGAGAGUCAGGAGAGACCACUUGUUAUGUGCCUGAAACACAAGGACUUUGAGUUGGCUUUUCUUCUCCUGACCAAGGGUGCAGACCCCCGUGGUAUUUCUCUCACAGAAGGUGAUACUCCUUUGCAUGCAGCACUCCAUAUCUUUCUAGAUAUUAAAGCUGACAUCGGUUUUAGCUUUCUCAGUCAUCUGUUGGAUCUGUUCUGGUCCAACCCCACUGAAUUUGACUACCUCAACCCCAACAUCCAGGAUAGCAAUGGAAAUACUCUGAUGCACAUCAUCUUUCAGAAAGGCAUGCUAAGACGCAUGAAGAAGCUGAUAGACCUGCUGGUAAAGUUUGACAUCAAUUUCAACCUGAAGAACAAAGAAGGCAAAGAUGCCCGACACCGGAUUAAGAAAACUGACUCUCUGCUUUUGGCCUGGAACAAAGCUCUGACAGAGAAUAGGCGGAGAAGUCGGCAGGACUCUGCCGCCCACCCAGGGAAACCCCCAAGGUCUGCUGCCUCUGGUCAUACAUCUCAGCUCAAAUCUCAGAGUUCAUUCAAGUCACUGCCUUGCAGCACCACUGCCAGAAGUUUGUGUGAAGGAAGUGCAGUCCCUGAUAGCUGGGAGACUCUUCCAGAUGCCCAGGUGACCAGGCAGGAGUCCAGGGUCAUCAGACCACGCUCUCUGAGAGAGCGCCUAGUGCAGGACAUCACAGUUUUGAUUCAGCAGGUUGAAGUGGAUAAAUCUCUCCCAGAGGACUGUCCCCAGAGCUCUGAGCCCCAAGAGGCAGUAGUUGGCACAGAAGGAAAGAAAGAUGAGCUCCAGCAAACCUUGGGUGCUGGAGGCUCUGACUGUGGUGGGAAAAAGCCUGCCAUCCCUGAGGCAGGAGAAAGACAUGCUCAGGCUGGCAUUAGGGCCUCACAACUUGCUCCUCCUGGUGACAGAGGGAAGGAGGGCAGCAAUGAUGAGGAUGACUGGAGCAUGCAGGAGAUUGAGGCUUGCCUCCAGGACUUUGACAGUAUGACCUGGGAGAUUGAGUGUACUUCAGAAAUGCUGAAGAAGCUGUCUAGUAAGGUAAUGACCAAGGUCAUAAAGAAGAAAAUUAUCCUUGCCAUUCAGCAGCUAGGGAAUGGUGAGUGGACCCAGGGCCUACAGAAACGAUUGAAGCACCUAAAAGGAAACAUCCAGCUUUUUGAAGCUAAGCUGGACAAAGGAGCACGGAUGCUAUGGGAACUUGCCAUUGACUUCUCACCUCGCUGCAGUGAGAACCCAGAGAAAAUCAUCAACACAGAGUGGAACACAUACUCCAUGGAGAAGUCAGGCCGAGUCUACACAGAAAUCAUCCGGAUUUGGGACAUUGUUUUAGAUCAUUGCAAACUGGCAGAUUCCAUCAAGGCCAUUUGCAGUGCCUAUAACCGGGGCUUGUCCUGUGUCCUGAGGAAGAAGCUGAAAGGUAUCAACAAAGGCCAGGUAUCAGCUAAUAUGAAAAUCCAAAAGCGUAUACCCCGCUGCUAUGUGGAGGACACAGAGGCAGAGAAGAGCAUGGAGCACGUUGAUCCCGAGUACUUUCCUCCGGCCAGUGCCGUGGAGACAGAAUAUAACAUCAUGAAGUUCCACAGCUUCAGCACCAAUAUGGCCUUCAAUAUUCUCAAUGACAUGACAGCGACAGUGGAGUACCCCUUCCGGGUGGGUGAGCUAGAGUAUGCAGUGAUCGACCUCAAUCCCAGGCCGUUAGAGCCCAUCAUCCUCAUUGGGCGGAGUGGCACUGGCAAGACAACCUGUUGUCUAUACCGGUUGUGGAAAAAAUUCCAUGCUUACUGGGAAAAGGCUGAGCAGGCAGGAAGCCCAUUACUGGCCAAACAGAUAUGGCCAAAGAGAAGGUUGGAAGUGGAACCUGGAAAAGAGGGUCCAAGUGGGGAGGAGGAAAAGGAGAAGGAACAAGAUGAGGAAGAGGAAGUUUCCACUGAAGUAGAAACAGUAGACAGCAUAGAUGAGGAGCAGGAGAAUGAAGCUUGUGCGGGGGGAGCUGGGGUGGAGCCAGUGAGGGUCAGCCAAGCAGCAGAACUAUGUGCACCAGGACAUCCCCACCAGCUGGAGCAUUUACGUCAGAUCUUUGUGACCAAGAAUCACGUCUUGUGCCAGGAGGUACAAAGGAAUUUCAUUGAGCUUUCCAAAUCUACUAAGGCAACAAGUCACUAUAAACCACUAGAACCAAACAUUCACAAACUCCAGGACCUAAAGGAUGAGAACUUUCCUCUAUUUGUCACUUCCAAACAGCUGCUUCUCCUGCUUGAUGCUUCUCUGCCAAAACCAUUUUUUCUGAGAAAUGAAGAUGGGAGCUUGAAAAGAUCCAUCGUAGGAUGGUCCACACAGGAAGAGUUGACUGUCCCCAACUGGCAAGAGGAUGAGGAGGAGGCUGAGGUGGAUGGGGACUGUAGUGAAGAAGAUAAAGCUGCAGAAAUGCAUGCAGGUGACAGUGACCCCCGGGUAUAUGUGACAUUUGAGGUGUUUACCAAUGAAAUAUGGCCCAAAAUGAUCAAAGGGAAGACCUCCUACAACCCUGCACUGAUUUGGAAAGAAAUAAAAUCUUUUUUGAAGGGUUCUUUUGAGGCCCUCAGCUGUCCCCAUGGGAGACUCACUGAAGAAGCAUAUAAGAAAUUAGGGAGGAAACGCUCUCCCAAUUUCAAGGAAGACCGAAGUGAAAUAUAUAGCCUGUUUUGUGUAUAUCAGCAAAUCAGGUCCCAGAAAGGUUAUUUUGAUGAAGAAGAUGUUCUGUACAACCUAUCCUGGAGGCUGUCGAAGCUCAGGGUACUCCCAUGGUCCAUCCAUGAGCUCUAUGGUGAUGAGAUUCAGGACUUCACCCAAGCUGAACUAGCACUGCUGAUGAAAUGCAUCAAUGACCCCAAUGCAAUGUUCCUCACUGGGGACACAGCUCAGAGCAUCAUGAAGGGUGUGGCCUUCCGUUUCAGUGAUCUGCGCUCUCUGUUUCAUUACGCAAGCAGAAAUAGCAUAGAUAAGCAAUAUGCUGUUCGAAAGCCCAAGAAGAUACACCAGCUGUACCAGAAUUACAGGUCCCACUCAGGUAGGUCCAGGCUUUGGACUUGCCUACUUGGGGAUAUUUGGGCACACACCUUGGACUACUUUGUAAUCCUUGUAGCCAAUGAGACAGCAAAAGAAAAUAUUCCAGAAGAGUUAGGAUUAGCACUUGUGCUAACAGUUUAUGAAGCAAAAGGAUUAGAAUUUGAUGAUGUCCUCCUUUACAACUUUUUUACUGAUUCUGAGGCUUACAAGGAAUGGAAGAUCAUUUCCUCAUUUACACCUUCAUCUGACUCCAGAGAGGAAAACCGGCCAUUGGUUGAAGUGCCCCUGGAGAAGCUGAGCUCUUCUCAAAGUCGGUCUCUCAUGGUGAAUCCAGAAAUGUACAAGCUCCUCAAUGGAGAGCUGAAGCAGCUGUAUACUGCCAUAACAAGGGCUCGUGUCAACCUCUGGAUUUUUGAUGAAAACAGAGAGAAACGAGCUCCUGCAUUCAAAUAUUUCAUUGGAAGAGAUUUUGUUCAGGUUGUGAAGACAGAUGAAAAUAAAGACUUCGAUGACAGCAUGUUUGUUAAGACCUCAACUCCUGAGGAGUGGAUUGCACAAGGAGAAUACUAUGCCAAGCACCAGUGCUGGAAGGUUGCAGCCAAGUGUUACCAGAAAGGAGGUGCAUUUGAGAAGGAGAAGUUGGCCCUGGCCCACCACACUGCCCUGAAUAUGAAAUCCAAGAAAGUCAGCCCCAAGGAAAAGGAGUUAGAGUAUUUGGAACUGGCAAAAACCUAUUUGGAGUGCAAUGAGCCAAAGCUGUCCCUUAAGUGUCUGAGCUAUGCCAAGGAGUUCCAGCUGUCUGCCCAGCUAUGUGAGAGGCUGGGGAAGAUAAGAGAUGCUGCCUAUUUCUAUAAGCGAAGCCAGUGCUACAAAGAUGCUUCCAGAUGCUUUGAGCAGAUUCAAGAAUUUGAUCUGGCACUCAAAAUGUACUGCCAAGAAGAGCUUUUUGAAGAAGCCGCUAUUGCAGUGGAAAAGUAUGAAGAAAUACUAAAGACCAAAGCUCUUCCCAUUUCUAAGCUCUCUUAUUCUGCCAGUCAAUUUUACUUAGAAGCCGCAGCAAAGUACCUGAGUGCAAAUAAGAUAAAAGAAAUGAUGGCUGUCCUCUCAAAGCUAGACAUAGAUGACCAGCUAGUGUUCCUAAAGUCUCGGAAAUGCCUAGCAGAAGCCGCAGACUUGCUAAACAGGGAAGGUCGGAGGGAAGAGGCUGCUCUGCUGAUGAAGCAACAUGGCUGCCUCCUGGAGGCUGCUAGGCUUACUGCUGACAAGGACUUUCAGGCCUCGUGUCUGCUGGGGGCUGCCCGCCUCAAUGUAGCCAGGGAUUCUGAUGUGGAACAUACCAAGGCCAUUCUGAAAGAAGCACUUGACCUCUGCUAUCAAACCAGCCAGUUGUCUGGUAUUGCAGAGGCCCAAUUCCUUCAGGGAGUAAUCCUGAGAGACUUUCAGAAACUCAAAGAUGCCUUUUUCAAAUUCGACACCCUCAAUCACUCAGCUGGAGUGGUGGAAGCACUCUAUGAAGCAGCUACCCAGUGUGAGGCUGAGCCUGAGAAGGUUCUGGUCUUGGCUCCAGGGGGCUUGGAUGUCCUUCUCAAUCUGGUCAGGGCCCUAAAAAGAGUGACUAACAAUGCUGAGAAAGAAAUGGUCAAAUCUUGCUUUGAGUUUUUUGGGAUUUCCCAGGUGGAUGCCAAGUAUUGCCAGAUAGCUCAAAAUGACCCUGGGCCCAUAUUAAGAAUAAUUUUUGACCUGGAUUUAAACUUGAGGGAGAAGAAAACAAAAGAUCAUUUCUUGAUAACCACUGACCAGGUGAAAUUAGCCCUAAAUAAACAUCUUUUAAGCAGGCUGUGUCAGAUUACACAGAACUUGCUUGGAAAGACUUACCCAGCAGUCUGCACAAGGUUUCUUGUAGGCUUAAAAUGUGAAGAAGAAAACUGUGAAGCUUUUCACAGGCCUCUGCGGCGUUGUGAGGCUAAGUGUUUGGUUCAGUCAAAAAUGCACCUUGUGGCAAUCAACGGAUUGCUUCUAGAAGCCAAAAAAGUAUUCCCUAAAAUUUUAGCUGAAGAGCUUGAAGAAAUUGACUAUAUUUUGUCUACGCAUAGGUAUGACAUUUGCAAAUCCUUCCUGAAUGUUCUCUUCCCUAAGCAUUUCCAUCAGAGAGUGUUGUCAGAAAACCCCAUGGCAUGCAAAGAAAUCCUCAAACCAAAUUACAAAUCCUUCCGGUUCUAUAGGUUUGCUUUGAAAGAGUAUGUCUACUUUCUGUUUCAAAAUGAAAGAGCACGCAGCCGCCGGGAAUCCACAGACCUGUGGCUCAGUGCCAUGCAAGCUUUCCUUCUUUCCUCCAACUACCCAGAGGAAUUCGAAAAGCUACUUCACCAAGAAGAGGACAGUUACAACCGGGAGCUCAAAGCUUUAGAGUCUGAUAAAGAAGAAAGGGGCAGGGAUAGAGACAGCAGGAUGAAAGGAAUAGAAGGGAAAUAUGGUAUGCUCAUACCCAACAAGGAUGAUGAAAGCACAGAGAAGACCCACCUGUGUUUCAUCCGGCUGCUGGAGAAUUGCAUCGACCAGUUCUAUGUGUACAGAAACCCAGAAGACUACAAGAGGCUCUUUUUCCGUUUCAUGAAUGUUCUUGUCAAGAGGUGCAAAGAACCGCUCAUCCCCAGCAUUGGAAACACAGUGGCCCUGUUGGAGUUCCAGUUCAUCCACUGUGGGGUAGUGCUGGCCCGCCUCUGGAAGAAUGCCAUCCUGUGCCUCCCCAAGAGUUACAUUGCGCUCUUGCACUACUGGGAGUUCCUAUUUAGCAAGAAGGACAAGGACUUUGGGGAUGUGUUCUCCGUCAUUCAGGAAUACAAACCAAAGGAUGUGACAAGAGCCAUUCAGGAUUUCCGGUUCCACCUCUCCUAUCUCGUCAAGGUGCUAUGUGGUUAUGAGAAUAUGCACUUCAAUGUCCUACUCGAUGCCUUCAGUGAGAUAGACUGUGUGGUCUCAGGUGAGGCAGAGCGGACAGUGGUGCUGUGCUUGGUGAUGCUAGUGAAUGCUGAGUUCCUGCGGCCAUCCUGCAAGCCUCUCCUAUACCGCCAUUUUCAGGAGAUUGAGAUGAGGCUGGAGCUCAUGAACAUGGACUUCCCGGACCAAGUUCCCGAGAGGCUCCUAAAGGUGGUGAGGCGGGUGUUGAUGGCAGUCAACGUGAAGUCUGUGGCUGAGGCACUGCAGGACCUGCUCUUUGAGCGGGAUGAAGAGUACCUGAUGGACUGCCACUGGCGAUGGGACAGCGUGCAAACCAAAGGAUCCAUAGUCCGUGGCCUCUAUCAUGAGGAGGUUAGAUUAAAUCGCUUGCUGUGUGUGGAUCCUGUGGACUACUUAGCUGAACCCGAGUGUGAGUUUGGUCAAGAUGAGACAGAUGAGCUGGCAUUAGAAGACCGAGACCACCUCCUGGCCACCAUCCUUUCCCAGAAGCAGCGGAAGGCUUCCAUCCAGCGGAAAUUGAAGAGGGCAUGUCUGGUGGUGUCUCUGUGCAUUAGCUGGAGGAGAAGGGUGGGCACCCAGAUGGAGCUCAUCAGGGAGGAGGCCAGGGAACCCAGGGCUGGGAACUUUAAAAGGGCUGAUGUGGAUAGGACUCAGUGCGACCUGUGUGGGGUGAAGUUCACCCGCAGCCCUGAGAACUAUUUUAGCCCCAGCAAAGCAUUUGAAGGAGUGGCUUCAGAGGGUGUGGUCCUUUCCAGGUCUGAACUGGAAGGGAAAGAGUGUCGGGAGAGGAACAGUGAGUCAUAUGAGCAGCAUAUCCAUCUAGAAGGCCACCGGAGGCAGCAAGUGGCCUACCAGAAAUAUUCAGAAUUUUUCCUUGAGAAGGUAGACCCAGCCAUUGAAGAAGGAAAAUUGGUGGUGCAGGACAUCGAACAGAGUGUGUGGAUCCACAGUCACCUGGGCUCUAAAGAGCACAGCCACAUGUUGCAAAGGAAGGUCCAGGAGCACAUCAAAAGGGUCUCCGAUAUGGUAGAGGAUCGCUAUAGGCGGAAGGCCUGGGCUGGUGCGGAAGAGGCGAUGACUUUGCUAGUCAACAUUCUGAUUCUGUCUGUGAGAGAUGCGCGGGAGUGGCUGAUGAAAACAGAACUCUGCUUAAAGGAGGAAGGUAUUGUUCAGGAAGAUGAUUAUGAAGAUGAAGUUGAAGACUUUGGUGAGCUCCGUCCUAGAAGGCGUUCACGGAAAUGUGGAAAACAGAGAAAAUACUAACAUCCAGGACAUGACACAGCUGCUGCCUGUUAUACCUUCAGACUAUUCCAUCCUGACUUAGAAUUCUGAGUGCUGGCUUAGAAGAGAAAAAGAAUGUGAAUUAGUGUUACAAAAAUGAGUAGGGGAGUCCAACAAAGCCUUGCUUUUUGUUCUUUUCAUUUGGCUUUCAAUGGUAGCUUAGAGUCUGAUUGCUCCCUCAACUACAGGGACCUCUUAAGUGUUUUCCAAGUAAAGUCUAAUAGUAUUAGUUCCUCCUGCAAAACAUGUGUAGGUUAGAGGAGUUGUAGUUGACUGUUGGGACUUCUCAUUUCAGAGUCCCCGGGCUUUCUGGCUCAUCCUCAAACUGACAUAAGUCAGUAGCAGGGGCCUAGGUGUUUAAGACAGAGACAUCCCUCAGCUCACAGUUACUGCUUCUCUGGGCCAGGAAAUCCCUCUGUGGACCCCUCAUCUCCUACCACACUGCUGCAGCAUUAAGUAAUAAAGGAGCUGUGUGUGCUUGGGGUUUAUGUGAGCCCUGAUAACAGGGAAACCCCUGAUACCAGGCUGCAUCUGGUUAUCUCUACAUUUGUAAUGUAGUUGUUUCCAUUAUGAAUGUUAACCAUUUCUCCCUGUGGCAACUUUUCUGCCUUCUCUUCCUCCGUUUUUUGUGACCAUUCUUAGCAACCUGUGCAAGUCACAGUUAGAUGACCUCAGAAUGUAGUCAAGAAUUUGCUCAGCAUCCUUUGGAUGUCCUUUCUCUAGAGAGAAAUGCUGGGGAAUGUUGCUGGGGGCAUUCCCAGCAUGCCUCUCCAAGGUGGUCCUAACUCUGCCUUGGCUAUGGUGCAGAUAUCCCGCAAAGUAUUUUGUGUGUAGCCUUAUAUGUCUGGUUUUCUUGUUUUUUUCUGGCAAGUUUGCCACCAGAGCUUAGAUGGACAUUCUGACGAGUUUCUGCCCAUUGAGCUCAUCAUGGUAGGAUUAUUACCAGCAGAGCUACAGGUUAGUUAAAAGCAAAUGGACAGAGGAGGAAGCCACCCUUAUAGUGCCAAUCCUUUAGGAUUUGGCUGUGAAUCACUGCCACAUGGCUGGCUUAGUGGGUAGAGGCCAGGCUGUGGGCCUUUCUGUAGGAGGCCAUUGCUUGUGCCUGCCACCAUUGAGCUAGCCGCCCUCAGUGUGGUCCUACUUGGGAAGCUCUCUUGCUUCUCUAGAGUCACUGCCCACCCGUACCCCACCCCUUCACUCAGCCUGGUGUAAAAGGCCAGAUUCAUGCUGGUCUUUGAUUGUUUUGUCCUCACAACAGAACCACCUCUUUUUUCCCCACAUUGCUCCUGCUUUUGCUGCUUAUUGUUUUCAUUGUCUUUCUGAAUGACUCUGUUCCCUUAAAAUGUUUGUUUCUGAUUUUUAUUAGGUUAUGUUUAUAAUUUUUAUUUCAGGUUUUUUUUAUGAACUUUACUUGAUAGAACAAACAAAACUACAAUCAAAUCUUGCUGUAUUAUUACAUUUUUAUAAAGUUAAAUCAUUUCUCUUA
This is a messenger RNA of Otolemur garnettii (small-eared galago), 10235 nucleotides long. It is a transcript of the gene TRANK1, whose product is annotated as tetratricopeptide repeat and ankyrin repeat containing 1. The transcript is spliced from 21 exons. The record is from RefSeq and is a predicted model, not a curated record. The coding region runs from base 119 to 8731 and encodes 2870 amino acids. Gene Ontology annotation, molecular function: ATP binding; protein binding. Lineage: Eukaryota; Metazoa; Chordata; Mammalia; Primates; Galagidae.